Molecule: messenger RNA, 837 nt
Organism: Colletotrichum fioriniae
Lineage: Eukaryota; Fungi; Ascomycota; Sordariomycetes; Glomerellales; Glomerellaceae
Source: RefSeq, a predicted model, not a curated record
AUGCAUAUCCGCUCACUCGCCUCUGUGGCCUUCGUGGCCUUCGCUGCCCAGGCUUUCGCGCAACAACAGACCAAGAUCUUCAAGCGCAGCAUCACCGCCGGAAGAGAUUUGGGUCUCAUGCGCCGCGCCGACGACGGUUACCAGCCCGCAGACGAAGUCUGCAACAAGGGUGGGAACACCUGCGCUGAGGCCUGCGGAACCGGCUAUGAGCAGUGCAAGUCCACCGACCAGGCCGUCCACUGCUUCAACCCGGCCGCCGGCGAGACUUGCUGCUCAACCACCACCGGAAACUCCUGCUUGUCAUCUUUCUACUGCACCCACGGCAGCAACAGCGACACAACCUGCUGCCCCAACGGCAUGAACCUCGCCGACUGCGCCGCAAAGCACGGCGUUAGCGGCCUCACCUCUGACCCACCCGUCGUCGCGAGCACUUCUGUUCCUCCCACCACCAGCAAGACCACCCCUCCCCCGACCACCAGCUCAACGCAGGCACCGCCGACCACCACCUCAUCCUCGGUCGUCGUCGUCACCACCUCCAGCACUCCUGCCCCGUCUUCCACCCUCGCUCCUUCCACUUCCGCGGUGCCUAGCACUACCGAGGUGACCACCGAGGCCUCCACGACCUUUGUUCCUAGCGCCGGUACCAGCACAGCCUUUGCCUCGAGCAACGGCACCACCCUGGCCACGACAUCGACUCGCUCCAGCGCGAGGAGUACCCUUUUCCCUUCGUCGGCGACCACCUCAGCCUCUGCCCCCGAUCAGAACGCCGGAAGCAGCAACGGGCCCGCCGGCAUGGCGAUCCUCCUCGGUGCUGCCUUUGUCGCCGCGCUGCUCUAA